GGGAAGCUCCCACCUGGCCCUCCUCCUCUCCCAGUUAUUGGGAACCUUCUACAGUUAGAUGUUAAGAACCUCACCAAAUCCUUCAAUUCCAAUAUUCUCACCUCCAGCCUCGGCCCUCUUCUGCAUCAUCCACAGGACCUGAAAACUGCUCAGGCCCUCCCCAGAAUCCUUUACUUUGGUGUCAUACAGCAAACCUAGCCCAAGUUCUACUGUGUGUUUUCUCUUCUGUUCUUAUUUCUCAACUUCCGUCCAUGAGUGAGAUCAUCCCAUAUUUAUCCUUCUCUUUCUGGCUUAUCUCACUUAACAUGAUUUCUUCAAGCUCCAUCCAUCAUGAGGUGAAGAAGCUGACUUCAUUACAUUUUUUAAAAUCUUUGUGAAUAAGUUUUAUUUUAAUUUUUAUUUAUAAAAAUGAAACAUUGACAAGACCAUAGGAUAAGAGGGGUACAACUCCACACAAUUCCCACCACCAGAACUCUGUAUCCCCUCUCCUUGUCUCCCCUCACCUUAUAACUUUCCUAUUGUUUAACCCUCUGGGAGUAUGUAUCCAAGGUCAUUGUGGGAUGCAGAAAGUCUGGAACUGUUAUCUUUCUCAAUUAGUUAUUUAAUAUUGAUUUACUAAAUCACAAGAUUACAAGGGUAUACUUCCACACCUUUCCCACCACCAGGGCUCUGUGUCCCUAUUCACUCCAUUGGAAACCUUAGGUGUUUUCCCAAGAUCACAGAUAUGGGUUGACUAUUAUUUCAAAACUAUGUAUAUUUAUACAUAUUUGCUCAUGUUUCUAUGGUUGUUCCUUCCCUUCCUUUCUAAGUCAUACCUAUUACUUCUGAGUUUCCUUCCUCCCCCUCCCCACACUUUCUCUCUCUAGGUCCAGAUGGAAUAGGAAUUCAGAGCUCUCUGGUCAUCUUCCCCUGACAUUUACCUUUCAGGGAAUAUGGACCAAACUUCUUUAUGGGUUGCAGGAGGUGGAGGAUCUGGCUCUGUCAUUGCUUUUCUGUUUGAUGUUUGCAUUGCUGUCAAAAGUGUAUGGCCCUGUGUUCACUGUGUAUUUUGGCAUGAAGCCCACUGUCGUUCUCCAUGGAUAUGAAGCUGUGAAGGAAGCCCUGACUGAUCUGGGGGAAGAGUUUGCUGGCAGAGGCAGCUUCCCGGUAUUUGAUAAACUUAGUAAAGGACAUGGAGUUGUUUUCAGCAAUGGGAAGAUAUGGAAAGAGACCCGUCGAUUCUCCCUCAUGACCCUGCGGAACUUUGGGAUGGGGAAGAGGAGCAUUGAGGACCGAGUUCAAGAGGAAGCCCGCUGCAUCGUGGAGGAGUUCAGGAAAACCAAUGCUUCACCCUGUGACCCCACUUUUAUCCUGGGAAGUGCUCCCUGCAAUGUGAUAUGCUCAAUUAUUUUCAAGAAACGUUUUGAUUAUUCAGAUGAAAUGUUUCUGAACAUCAUGGAAAGACUUAAUGAAAAUGUCAGGAUUAUCAGCUCUCCAUGGAUUCAGCUCUGUAAUGCUUUCCCUGUCCUACUUGAUUAUUUCCCAGGGAGGCAUAACCAAGUGUUAAAAAAUUAUGAUUUUAUAAAAAGUUACAUUUUGGAGAAAACAAAGGAACAUCAAGAAUCCCUAGAUGUUAAUAAUCCCCGGGACCUGAUUGACUGUUUCCUGAUUAAAAUGAAGCAGGAGAAACACAAUCAGCAGACUGAGUUCACUCUGGAAAACUUGGCAACCACUGCAGUUGAUCUGUUUGCAGCUGGGACAGAGACCACGAGCACUACCCUGAGAUAUGCCCUCCUCCUGCUGCUGAAGCACCCAGAGGUCGCAGCUAAGGCCCAGGAAGAGAUUGAGCGUGUGAUUGGCAGACACCGGAGCCCCAGCAUGCAGGACAGGAGCCACAUGCCCUACAUGGACGCCUUGGUGCAUGAGGUCCAGAGAUACAUUGACCUCCUGCCCAUAAACCUGCCCCAUGCCGUGACCCGUGACAUUAAAUUCAGGAACUAUGUCAUCCCUAAGGGCAUGACUGUAAUUACCUCACUGACAUCUGUGUUGCAUGAUGACAAAGAAUUCCCCAAGCCAAACAUGUUCGAUCCUCACCACUUCCUGGAUGAGAGUGGCAACUUUAAGAAGAGUGACCACUUCAUGGCUUUCUCAACAGGAAAACGGUCAUGUGCAGGAGAAAGCCUGGCACGUAUGGAGCUGUUUUUAUUCUUGACCAACAUUUUACAGAAUUUUACCUUGAAAUCCCUGGUGGAACCCAAGAAUAUUGAUACCACCCCAAUUGCCAAUGGAUUUGCUUCUGUACCACCUCCUUACCAGAUCUGUAUGAUACCUGUGUGAAGAAAGACAGGCUACCCACUUUUGGUUGUGAUUUUUCAUCUGCUUCCUCACCUUGGCUUCUUUCAUUUCCUUCCAUGUUCUUCCACCUUAUGGCAUUACCUUCUCUAUCCUCUCCCCCUGCAACAGCCCCGUUCUCUCAAGAUUUAGAAAUGCCUUACCUCCAGGAACAAAGAGGUCCAGUGACUCAUUGUGACUGCUGUUCUUUACAGUGACAUCAUUUACUGCUAUCAUAUGUGUUAAUGUGAUCUACCGGCAUGUAGUUUUCUGUAGUUAAAAUGCCACUGAGCAAAGUGAUUAGUCUUACCAAAUAGAAUCAGCUCUUGUCAGUAUGUUUAAAUUAAAAAAUUCAUCUUUAUGGCUGGGCGGUGGCAAACCUGGUUGAGUGCACCUGUUGCAAUGCACAAGGACCGGGGUUCGGGCCCCCAGUCCCCAUCUGCAGGGGGAAAGCUUUACAAGUGGUGAAGCAGUGUUGCAGGUGUCUCUCUGUCUCUCUCCUAUCUCUACCAUGCCUUUCCCUCUCAAUCUCUGGCUGUCUCUAUCCAAUAAAUAAAUAAAGAUAAAAAAA
Molecule: messenger RNA, 2881 nt
Organism: Erinaceus europaeus (western European hedgehog)
Lineage: Eukaryota; Metazoa; Chordata; Mammalia; Eulipotyphla; Erinaceidae
Product: cytochrome P450 2C9-like
Exons: 10
Coding region: 1000-2316 (438 amino acids)
Biological process (GO): xenobiotic metabolic process
Cellular component (GO): cytoplasm; intracellular membrane-bounded organelle
Molecular function (GO): iron ion binding; heme binding; oxidoreductase activity, acting on paired donors, with incorporation or reduction of molecular oxygen, reduced flavin or flavoprotein as one donor, and incorporation of one atom of oxygen
Source: RefSeq, a predicted model, not a curated record